Molecule: messenger RNA, 1103 nt
Organism: Diatraea saccharalis (sugarcane borer)
Lineage: Eukaryota; Metazoa; Arthropoda; Insecta; Lepidoptera; Crambidae
Source: the annotation of a GenBank genome assembly
AUUAUCGAGCGGUCUCGCAAACGCGUCGGUAGUGAACAGUAAAAAAUAUCUUCAUUUUUAUUUUAACCAUGACUUCCGUGCCUACUAUUAAAUUUAAUAAUGGAUACACAUGCCCAGUUCUGGGGCUUGGAACUUGGAAAUCGCAGCCAGGCGAAGUGACACAAGCAGUAAAAGACGCCAUCGAUGUUGGCUACCGACACAUAGACUGCGCACACAUUUACCAAAACGAAAAGGAAGUUGGUCAAGCACUCAGUCAAAAGAUAGCUGAAGGUGUAGUACAAAGAGGAGAUUUAUUCAUUACAUCCAAACUAUGGUGUACGUUCCAUCGGCCGGACCUGGUGGAGCCAGCUGUCAGGAAGUCCCUACAAGAUUUACAGUUGGAGUACUUAGACCUAUAUCUUAUUCAUUGGCCGGAAGGUUUCAAGGAAGGCGGCGAUUUCUUCCCUAGAGACGCUUCAGGAAAACUGAUCCCGAGCCAUAUAGAUCACUUGGACAUUUGGAAGGCUAUGGAACAGCUGGUGAACAAGGGUCUGGUGCGAAGCAUUGGUCUAUCCAAUUUUAACAAGCGACAAAUAGAAAGAAUUUUUGCAGCAGCCACCAUUAAACCUGCGGUAUUACAGAUUGAAGUGCAUCCAUACUUGAAUCAGAAUUUGUUAUUGGAAUACUGCAGAAGUAUAAAUGUAGCGGUGACCGCAUACUCCCCGCUGGGCUCGCCGGACCGAUCGGACACAAAGCCUGGCAAACCCUUGCUCAUGGACGACCCCAGCCUUAAAUCUGUAGCAGACAAAUACGGGAAGAGUCCAGCUCAAGUCCUCAUUAGAUACGCCAUAGAUAGAGGCUUGAUCGUGAUACCCAAGUCUGUGAACAAGACUCGUAUCUCCCAGAACUUCAAUGUGUUCGAUUUCCAUUUGAAUUCGGAAGAUAUGCAGCAUCUGGCAGCAUUAGAGUGCAACGGCAGAACUUGCACUUUGGGAGAUGAGGAGCAUCCUGACUAUCCAUUCCACGAUGAAUACUAAAUUAUUAUACUUUAUAAUCGUUUAGGUUCCACUUAGGUUAUAAUUCUAUAUUGAUUGUAUUAGAACCUAAGUGGAUUAACAAAAUGC